Molecule: messenger RNA, 3171 nt
Organism: Toxotes jaculatrix (banded archerfish)
Lineage: Eukaryota; Metazoa; Chordata; Actinopteri; Toxotidae
Gene: mtfr1l
Product: mitochondrial fission regulator 1-like
Exons: 8
Coding region: 260-1192 (310 amino acids)
Biological process (GO): aerobic respiration; mitochondrial fission
Cellular component (GO): mitochondrion
Source: RefSeq, a predicted model, not a curated record
UCCGGCCUGAUGAACGACAACAUAGCUGUAGUCUCAAAGACGAAGAGGAGAAGCCGCUACAAGCGACGGAUUUAAUGCUGUGGCUUUCUGAGACUCAGCUGUAAUCUACUAUGCUCUAACUAAUCACUAAUUUAUAUCCCAAGAGUUGGCAGUCGGACAGACAUGGCAUCUGUUUACUGAACUGCUCCGUCUUCAGCCGCUGCUAGCACCAAACAUUGGUGUGCGUCUUCCCAGUGAUUGAGACAGACCCACUGUCACCAUGGAAACAGAGACAGAAGUUAUUCCUAUCUGGCAGAAUAAGCCUCAUGGAUCCACCCGUAGUGUUGUGAGAAGAAUAGGUUCUACUCUCCCACUCAGACCUCCACAAAGGGCAUGUUUCCAGGAACUACCUGGCCUUCCCUCUCUUCGGCCUAUGGACGGUCCUAUGGUUCCUACCUUGGCAGACAUUGCCUGGAUUGUUGCAGAUGAAGAGGAGACAUAUGCUAGAGUGCGGAGUGACACACGUCCUCUAAAACAUGAGUGGCGGCCCACACCUCUCCUGGUGCUCCACAGAAACUCAUCUGUGCCCAACUUCCGCCGUGAAGGCAAAAGGGUGGAGGGGCUCAGGAAGCCCGGAGUCACAGCUCUAAAUCGUACCACAGCCCUGCAGGAUGAGCUCAGCAGACUCCGUGCACAGAUUGCCAAGAUUGUGGCAAGUGAUUCUGGCUCCAACCCCCUGACUCCUGAUCUGCUCUCCCCUGACGACACAAGUAUGAGCUUCUCCAUGGCGCCUUUCGAGACAGUGUCCUACCAGCCGGCUGCCACGGCUGCUGCUUCCUUUGUCAUCAGUGAUGUCACAGAGGAAGAGGAAGAGGAGGAAGAUGAGAAAGAUGUCGUCUCUGCAGUGUCAGAGCUGGUCCCUGACCCUCUGCCGCCUGUUUCCAUGACGGCAUCAGCGACAUUUGACCUGGACAGGCCCAGCAUGGAUUUCCGGGAGGCUGAGGAGGAUACAGUGUCGCUGUCAAAGUCCACCAGCUUUGCUGACGUUAUGGACAUCUUGAAGGACAUGAACCGCAUGAAGAUGAGCAAAGACAGGUACAACAGAGGCUGUACGUCCCUGAGAGAGGAGGACUCAGCAACUCUGAUUUCAGAGGCCCUGAAGAAAAAGUUUGUCUUGAAAGAAGAAGACACUGCUGCUGUGAAACGGAAGUAGCCCGAUCACGUGUUUAUCAUCACUACACGAUCCUGCCGUUCCAUGCCUUUGCCUGUGGAAUAUGUACCCAUGGAUCCACAACCCUUGCUCCUCAGACCCAAGGCAAUAGCUGUCUGCCAGAGUUAGAACAAAAAAACACUUUGUCCCAGACAUUCAAAACCAAAUGUGAACUUCACAGUGCUGGUGCAGUGUGAGGGGGAACGGCCUACUCUUGAUAACAAUAAUCAGUUUCAGCACUGCGUCGCAUAUUGCAUUCAGUGUAUUUCUCUCUGGAAAAAAGGCUUUUAUGUUCAAAUUUAUUUUCAAUAAGGACUCAACAGACUGGUGCCAGUGCUGUUCAGUAACACGGUCAACAUACAUCUGGGGUGACAUCCAAACCCUUCUGACAAUGUUUUUGGACUCAAAUUGUGGAAUGUCCCUUUAAGGAGCAUUUUAUCCAUCCUGCUAUGAAAGGAGUCCUACUGAGUUUUUUUUUUCUUUUGAAUUUUCCAUAGAAGAGAUGCAAAUAAAUGUUUUUUUUUUCAGUUUUGUAAAGAAUUCCUCUAACAUACUUGAAAACAUUUUUGAGAUGAAACAGAUCUAGUGUACAUGCGGAGAUGUACUGUGGCUAAUCAACAGCGUGUGUGUGUGUGGGGGGGGGGGAUAAGUUCAGAUCUUUGCUGUUAAUAUUUCAGUACUGAGUUUGCAAAUGUGCACAGCAUCAUGUAUGUUGCUUGCUCCACUGCGCCUCUUAUGCCUGUCCUCAUGUUUGUGAUUAGCAUAUAGUUUGGUAGUCACUGAACCACAGGACACUGGCCCAUACUGAAACACACUGAUCAUAUAGUUUGAAGAGUGAACUGUGUGGUGUAUAAAACAAAGGAUGUGUGUGAGUGAAAUGUGCACCCACUGUUUGCAGCUGUUUGCGUUUCCUCUUAAGGCAACAACAAAUACAAGCUUGUACCUGUUGUUUACAUACUAAUUUCCGUGUGUGUAAAAUGUGAUAAUUGGUAGAUGAAACCACUUUUAUGAUGGUUCUUACUCAUGACAUCAAACAGGUGAUUUCAGUUGGGAGACAACUGACUGUGAGAUGUGUAAAGGGUCCUUUUACAUCAAUCUGUAUGCAGAGUUUUGACAAGACCAUAAGUAAAAUGCUUGUGUGUGUGUGUCACAAUUAAUAUUCUUGUUGACGCCUUACCACAGAUCUAUUGCCUGUUCCAAUGCCUGAUUUAUUCCCUUAUUAGCUCAAAGUGCCAUGGGUUUGUUUUAAUCAGCCCACCCUUCAACGCCUGCCCAUUGUUUUUCCUGAAUGUGCCCUUCAUCCUCAGCUUUCCCCAUGUCUUCAUCCAACAAACAUACAAUGAACAAUUAAGUUAAGAACCAGCUGUAUAUGUUACAAAUAACCACUCAUAAGAAAAUACUUCCUGUUUGUCACAUUUACUUACACUCAUAUCACUCCUACUAUGUUUUUCAUCUGUCAUAUUUAUGCCUACAUGACCAGGAGUCCUAUAGUGUAGUUUUACAGUGUGAAAAUAUGUUACUGUGUUUGGAUUGAACAAGAACAUGCCCGUCUGUGUGUCAUUGUAUGCAGUGGAGUUUAAGUAUGUUUUGUCUUGCUUGAACUGGUCCUCAAUGAGUCUCUGGUAAUAUUUCUAACUAGUUAAUUUCCUCAAUGGUCAAAGUGAUGAGGUGUAAACCAAUAAGCUGAAAUACUGUAUGCAAGUUUAAGUAUAUUCAUUGUAUGUCUGUGCUUGAGAUGACAAAUCUUACUCAGCAAACUCUACCAACUGAUAAUAAAUUGAAGGGAAAAUUUAGUUAAUGAAGAUUUUCCACAGAAUUUAUUGACUUUGUUUUGAAUUUUGACUGUUUCCGUGUGCUUGUUUGAGAGUUUUUCACUGUUGUAUCUCUGUGCAGGGUUGAGCCAAUCACCACCACCACCAACACCUGUAUGUUUAUUUUUUGUCAUGUACGGACUUGUUAAUAAAGAUGGGCUGAUGUUUUGA